Vitrella brassicaformis is the source of this 1622-nucleotide messenger RNA. The record is from the annotation of a GenBank genome assembly. NCBI's taxonomy places the organism in Eukaryota, Vitrellaceae.
CCCACACACCCAGCCGGAGACGCCCAGCGGAACGCCCUCAUUCACGUCAGUCACGCAACGAUCUCCGGCGUCUUGAGGUCGCUCUGCUCCUCAUCAACAGUGUGGCCGUCGUCAUGUGUCGUCACCACAGACAGCUGCACCGACUUCUUGGUGUCCUGCUCCGGCUCUUGCCGACUCUCCCCGUUGUGCUGGUGCUGCUUUCUCUCCCCCCGUGUGUGGACGAAUUGGAAGAUGCACACCCCCAAGAACACCAGACAGAAGCCCACCGCUCGAGGGGUGGUCACUGGGUCCAACUCAAGGUCGAAGGCCGGCGCCAGCAAGGCGUCAAACAACAGAGACCCCGCCUGAUUGAUGGACACACACACAGAGAGAGAGAAAGAGCGGCAUGGAAAGCCUGAGGGCUUCUUGUGCUUCCUCGGUGCAAUCAAUGCCUGCCUACCAGCUGCCCCAGAAUGGUGAGAGAGAAUGUGGCCGCGAAGGAUAUGUAGGUCGGGCAGACGAUCCAGACCGUGACGACGCACACCCCAAUAGCCCCUCCCAGCCACUUCCAAGUGUCGCCGACAGACUGCGUCGACUGCGACACAUCAGGCACCACGCCCGUGCAGAGGCUCGCGAUGGCGAGAGAUAACGUCCCCAUCACAAAAGACACGAACCCACCUGCACCCCCGAGAUUGCAACAGAGGUUCGCUGUGUGUGUGUGUUAUAUGCCCACCUCGCCAUGGGCUGCCAAGUGAGUGGCCGACCUUUCUGUUCCAGGUGGACUGAAGCACCAGAAAACACCCUGAUUCACUCACACACAAACACAUACACACGCUCGCAUCCAUGCCUCUCCUCUCCCUUACCGGCCAUGAGCGCCAAAACGACAUAAAGUGCAUAGAGGGGUUCGAAGGACGCCCCAAGGAUCCUGUCAAGCUGGAACACGACAGUCCCAACGACCACCACGAAGCCACCCAGAGCCCGCAUGGCGGUCAGCGGCCGCACAGGCGACCAAAACCAACCGAGGGAAUCCACAAGCAGCGACGUCGCCACCUGCACCCACAAGCCCAAUUGACACACAUGAAGCAAGACACACCACCAGCACCAGCAGCAGCAGUGAUGAUUCUCACCCACCUGCCCGCAGACGACACAGACGUAGAACACCCCAAACCCGAUCAGCGGCGUGAGCAGCACACUGCAUGCGACGUAGAAGCUCCCCAGCGUGCCGCCGAACAAGACCACCAUCCGAGGAAACGCUCUAACUUCCUUGCAGAACGUCCUCAAGUUGGAGAGCCUCAGCCGCGGGAAGGCGAAAAAUGCGAGCAGCACCGCGCCAGUGGCGAAUGAGAAAAAGGCCGACCAGAGGCCGUGACCGACAUCUCUGCCGAGGUUUAUGUUGAUAGCGGCCUGCAAAGAGCACGCGCAGUGAGAGCAUGUGACAGAUCUGCUUCCUCUGCUCAUUGCUUGCCUCACGGACCUGCAGCGGCAGCCCAGCUCCUGCGAUGAAGCACGCCAAGGGCACGCACACCAGCACAAGCAACACAUUCUUGGUGUCCAUUUGAGUCAAUCACAAGCGUUGAAUUCGAUGUGAGGUGGAUGAGUGUGGCAUAGGCGACAUCCCCAAGCGAAGGAUCUUGGCGUUUUGC